AAUGGAUUUGCCGGGAGGGGUGCUGAUGCCCACUUUAGCCAUCUUUUGCCUAUGUGCCAAAGAUGGGAUGUAGUAGACACGAUUCCGAGGUUGAGACUGGAAACAUAUGGCCUGGACCUCUGGCAAAGGGCAAAUUGUGACCGGCAUUUCAUGAUGGUCAGUUGACAAGAGUUGGGGCCGCAGCCUUACAUGGCAUGCGUAUGCGGGAGUCAACAGCACAAUGCUUCAGACCACGAGCAUUGAUCCGAAAGCAGUUACCUCCUUCAUUGGCUCACUCACAUCCAAUGCAGCAUCCCAAAAGUUUCGAUCUUCAGAAGGAAUGGCUGCGAUCCUCUUGGAGUUGCAGGGCGCCAGCUUGCAACUGAACAUUUUCCACUGCAGUGCAGCAAUCAAAGCGUUUCAUUAUGCUGAUGGAUGGUCACACGCACUUGAUUUCGUUUCCAAGAUGAAAACAUGGGCUGUGGCACCUGAUGAUCUGGUCCUUGCCGCAGCAGUGCAUUCCUUUGAGAAAAGUAACGGUUCCAGCACAUCCGACAGAUGGGCAACCGCUAUCACUUUUCUGCAGCAGAAACAAUGGAAAACUGGUGGGGAACCAUGCGGUGAUCGGCAUUGGGCAACUGUGCAGCUUAAUCCGGCCAUAGGUGUUUGUUCCAACUGUGGCGAGUGGCAGGUGGCAGCCAGCAUGUUGCUUUGGGCAUCCUACGUGCGAGCCACCUUGGAUGCCAUCAGCUACAACUCUGCAUCCAAUUCAUUUGCCAGUGGCAUGUGGCUUCGAAGUGUUGCGUUGCUGAGAAUGCGACACGUGCGGUCCGUUCGGUCAGAUGUUAUCACCUUCAAUUCGACAAGCAAUGCGUUGGGUCAAAUGGCUUGGGCCAAAGGUCUGCUGCUGUUGGAACUGAUCAAAAGGAAGGGUCUACAGAUGAAUGAAACAAGCUGUGGGGCAGCUGUAAAGGUUUGUGCCUCAAAGUGGCAGAUAGCCACGAAUCUGAUAGAAGUCGUGAGAAGCGGAUCAUUGAGGAUGAAUGCAGUCCUGGGCCAUUCCAUUGUGGGUGCAUGCGGCAUGUGCAAUCAAUGGGCUUCUUCCUUACAGCAUAUCAGCAGACUUCAGGCAGAUGAUACUUUCGAUUGCAAGGCCUUGGUUGCCAGCAUACAUGCUGUGUUGAAGGCCAGGCGUUGGUCUUUGCCGCUGUCUUUGCUUUGGAUUCACAAUAGGGAUUGCCACCACUUGGGCUGCGUUCCGACUAAUGCAGCGCUAGCUGCCUGUGGGGAGGGGAAUGCAUGGGCAACUGUUCUGAAGUUGGUUCAGACCAUCGCAGAGAGUGCCCUGGUUCCAGAUGAAGUGAGUUGGGGAACAGCUGUGGGCAGCUUUGAACAGGUGGCCAGGUGGCAGCACUCUUUGCACUUCCUGACCCGGACACGCAGCUCCAAAGCCAGAACUUCUGACAUUUGCUGCAAUUCUGCGGCAAGUUCUUGUGAGAAGGCUUGCAAUUGGCAGGGUGCCCUGUCAGUCAUUCAUGGUAUGCGACAGCGUGAAGGCCGCCCCGGGAGCAUUGGUUUCAAUGCUGCCAUCACUGCUUGUCAGAAUGUCCGCGCAUGGCAGUGGUCACUGUUUUUCAUGGUUCAACUUCACCUCCAGCAGAUCGCCACGGAGGUUUCAUGCAGUGAGGCAGCCAUUGCAGCCGCUCAGGCAUCCAGUUGGCCUCUGAGUUUGGUGUUGCUUCAACUGUGGGAUGGUGGUGGCGCUUGGGCCACUUCCAUGGGUUCUGCGAUUGAAGCCAGUGGCCCCAAGCAACGCUUGCAACUGUUGGCGAAGCUUGGGAGUUCCUCUGUUGUCUCCCUGUCGUUGGAAAAAUAGCGAGUGCUUGCGAGUGCUUUGCACAAAGCGCUGAACUCUACCAAUCUUGGUCGGGCAGAUUCUGGUACACUUGGAACUUGCAGAGCUUUUCUGGCCCAGGGUUGCAGAGCAGCACUUCAACUGGCAGCUUGGGGUAUGAGCUCUUGCCACCAGAAAUCCACAAGGAUAUAGAUCAUCAGGUUGUUGGAAGUAGCGCUUCGGUGUGAGAAUCACCAGCUUCAUGAAUCUACUCAUAUUUUUUUCCUCACCCGAAAUCAAUGCUGUUUCAGUGUCGGUUGGACAAUUUGAACAAAACAUGCGCUGCCCAUGAUUCUUUGGGCAACUUUGGCACAGCCCGGACUCGCCCACCGGUUGCUGUUGCCGCUUGACAUAGAUGGUUGCAGUUCGGAAAGUGCAGAUGCAGCUGUCGCAAAGGGAACUGCUGCGCUAACAGCUAGGGACUCAAUCGUUGAAGACACUUUCAGAUUGUAGAAAGGGUCAACAAGACCUGUGACAACUUAAGACGUCACCAUUCAUUGAGCUGGCAUGUCCCAGGCAGGCGAUACACAUCAAGCAGCUUGUUGGACUGGUGAGCGCUGUGCCAUUGGUCAUUGUCGCUUCAAGAAAUGGAACCACUGACUUUCUACCCGGAUCUCAUUGGCCAAUUGCCGACAGACGUUUCUGGAUGGAUGCAGAGACUCGCGCACAUCCAACCUUCCAUGCCGGUUGGAAGCCUUGCUCUGUUUGAUCUCGGCGUUUCCCACUGUGGCUGUGAUGCCAGUCCUACCAUUCUGUACAUAAGCUAUGUGCAUGAGGGGUUUUGAGAUGCAAUGAACUUUCCAGAGCCUCAGUCGCCCACUUGGCACAGCUGGACGCCAGCAAAGAAACGCUUAUUGUCUGGAGUCAAAAGCUGGGUCUGACGGGAAACCACGGACGCAUCAGACAGGAUCUGGAAUUGUAGCAAACUGCCUCGCUCUUAAGAAGAAAAAGUGGAAGGCUCUUGGGAAGAAAA
Cladocopium goreaui is the source of this 2846-nucleotide messenger RNA. The record is from the annotation of a GenBank genome assembly. NCBI's taxonomy places the organism in Eukaryota, Dinophyceae, Suessiales, Symbiodiniaceae.